GCGUUUUCUUCUACGUUACCUUGCCAUUUUUAAAGCUAUAUUUACCGAAUCACACAGCGCACACACACACAAAACUCACACCAAAUUGGCAAGUUCUAGCUCUUCCCACACCUGCUUCUCAGUCAUCGCUCUCCAAUGGCGGACGCUCACGUCAAAAAUCCGCCCCCAGCGAUUGACGGGAACGCUCUGGUAUCCAUGUGCCUCUCACGCGCCGGCAUCGACAGGAUGUUCGGAGUCGUCGGAAUCCCCGUCACCUCACUCGCCAACCGCGCCCAAGCCCUCGGUGUCCGCUUCAUCGCCUUCCACAACGAGCAAUCCGCGGGCUACGCCGCCUCCGCCUACGGCUACCUCACCGCCCGUCCCGGCGUCCUCCUCACCGUCUCCGGCCCCGGCUGCGUCCACGGCCUCGCCGGCCUCUCCAACUCCGCCGCCAACGCCUGGCCGAUGAUCCUCAUCUCCGGCUCCUCCGAUCAGAGCCUCACCGGCCGCGGCGAUUUCCAGGAGCUCGAUCAAAUCGCCGCCGUUAAACCUUUCUCCAAAUUCUCCGCCAAGGCCACCGACAUCACCGAAAUCCCCAAAUCCGUGUUCAGCGUCGUCGAUUGGGCCGUCGCGGGCCGCCCGGGGGGGACGUAUUUAGACCUCCCCACCGAUGUGCUUCACCAGACUGUUGAUGAGUCCGAGGCCGAGAGAUUGAUCGCCGAAGCCCUAAAAUCACGAGACAAAGCCCUAAUUGAAAAGCCGAGAAUCGACAAUUCCAAAAUUAAGAAGGCGGUGGAACUGCUGAGGUCAGCGCAGAGACCGCUGAUCGUGUUUGGAAAGGGGGCAGCUUAUGCCAAAUCCGAUAACGAGCUGACGAAGCUAGUAGAGAGCACUGGAAUUCCAUUUUUACCUACUCCGAUGGGGAAGGGGCUGAUUUCGGAUAAGCACGAGCUAGCGGCCACGGCCGCCAGAUCACUGGCAAUUGGUAAAUGCGACGUCGCAUUGAUCGUUGGUGCGCGGCUGAACUGGCUGCUGCACUUCGGGGAGCCGCCUAAGUGGUCGAAAGACGUGAAAUUCAUCAUUGUGGAUGUGUGCGAGGAAGAGCUUGAGCUGAGGAAGCCAUUUUUAGGGAUAUUGGGAGAUGCCACAAAAGUGGUGGGGAUGAUUCAUAAGGAAAUCAAGGAUGAUCCGUUCUGUUUGGGGAAGACUCAUCCGUGGGUUGAGGCUGUGAGGAACAAGGGCAAAGACAAUGUGGCGAAGAUGGAGGUCCAGUUGUCGAAAGUUGUGGUGCCGUUCAAUUUCUUGACACCGAUGAAGAUUAUCAGGGAUGCGAUUUUGGGGGUGGGGAGUCCCGCGCCUGUGGUGGUUUCCGAAGGGGCUAAUACCAUGGAUGUAGGGCGGUCCGUGCUGGUUCAGACAGAGCCGAGGACUAGGUUGGAUGCUGGGACAUGGGGGACGAUGGGCGUUGGUCUUGGAUAUUGCAUUGCUGCUGCAGUGGCUUCGCCUGAUCGCUUAGUGGUGGCUGUUGAAGGGGACUCUGGAUUUGGAUUCAGUGCUAUGGAAGUUGAGACACUCGUUCGAUAUCAACUGCCCGUGGUGGUCAUAGUCUUCAACAACGGUGGAGUGUAUGGUGGUGACCGGAGAAACCCAGAUGAGAUAACAGGACCUUACAAGGAUGAUCCUGCUCCGACGUCUUUUGUUCCAGGUGCAGCAUAUCAUGUCCUCAUCGAAGCUUUUGGGGGAAAGGGUUAUCUUGCUGGAACUCCUGAUGAGUUGAAAUCUGCACUUGCUGAAUCCUUCUCGGCGAGGAAACCUGCAGUCAUAAAUGUCACCAUCGAUCCGUAUGCCGGUGCAGAGAGUGGGAGGUUGCAGCACAAGAACUAACGCUGAAGUAGAUCGAUUGUUUUCAGUGAUCAAGUUCUUGAACUUGUUAUAGUGGCACCUUCACUUGUAUUCUGUAUAUAUACAGAUAUACUCCCUUUGUCUGCCGUUAAAUAUUUCAUUUUUCUUUUCCGUCCGUCCACAAAUAAAUGUCUCAUUUCACUUUUACUAUAUUUGAUAAAUGAAUCUUAUAUUCUACUAA
Molecule: messenger RNA, 2062 nt
Organism: Salvia splendens (bonfire salvia)
Lineage: Eukaryota; Viridiplantae; Streptophyta; Magnoliopsida; Lamiales; Lamiaceae
Product: 2-hydroxyacyl-CoA lyase
Exons: 2
Coding region: 136-1863 (575 amino acids)
Biological process (GO): fatty acid alpha-oxidation
Cellular component (GO): peroxisome
Molecular function (GO): catalytic activity; thiamine pyrophosphate binding; magnesium ion binding
Source: RefSeq, a predicted model, not a curated record